AAGCUUAACUCAGCGGUGUGUAUAUAUAUAUGGCCACUCACCAAGCAUUACAUCCGUCAAUUGCCUCAGCGAGCACAGGAAGGUUAGAUAUUAUCUUCUUUGGGAGCGAAGAUCUUAUCAUUUCUUCAGAGCCUCCCUACGUGCUACAGUACAGUAUGUUGUGUGACAGCAUCAAGACACUACUUCUGGUGGUGGUAGUGUGUAGUCCUGUCCUGGCCACUACCUGUCAGCUGAAGAAACCAACUUUUGGGUGUUCAAAUCUACCAAAACUCACAGUCGACUUUGAACAGGUCACCAUAGAGAGCUGUGGCAACAAUCACACUAAGACACUGUUUUCAAAGCUACUGGCAGUUUCUUUCGAUGGUCUUGCUGAAAGGAAGACCUAUGCCCUCGUGAUGGUGGAUCCUGACGCCCCGGGGAGUGGUGAGGGUGAGGCUUAUCUCCACUGGCUACACACUGGCGUCAAGGGAAGCGGCUUGGCUCAAGGAAACAUCACUUCUGGAAACACUAUUAUGAGCUAUGCUCGACCUACACCACCAUCUGGUACAGGGGUUCACCGAUACAUAUUUUAUCUCUAUGAAGAGUCGAACAAGGAUAUUACAUUUCAGACCAUCUCCAAACGAGGCAAGUUCAACCUACACAAAUAUGCCCAGAAGAAUGAACUCUGUGGACCAAUUGCUGAAAACAUGUUCACUACCCAGUACAAUGAGUAAAGUUCCAUUUUUCUGGCAGCUGUCAGGAACUGAGUAGUAUCAAUCCCAAAACAAGUGAAGAAUGUUUCAAAUAUUUCCUACAGGACUACAUUAUAUCUGAGAUUAUUUCAUCACUGGUAAAUUUCUCAUAUAUAGAAUUCAUCUUCUUCUCUUGUUGUUACCCACAACUGUUCCUUACAUCUCUUGUACCAGUGUGGUAAUUUGGAAGAGUAAGGAAAAUACUUUAAGGUAUGCACCAUUUAUUUGUCUUACUAUUCCCUUGAGUACAAUGACACAACCCCUCGAUUCAGAUGAUUAGACCACAAAAGUACAAUGACUUAACCUUUUGUGUAUAAUUUGGAAUCCCGUUAAAAAGUUACUGACACCAACCACAGCAAUUUGAUAAUGAGUUACUCUACAGCUAAAAAAAAUUAAUUUAAUAAGUGUUGGCAUCCUUGAGUUACAGAGGGGUUGCAUUCCUGAAAAGUUGCCCUUAACUUAACAUUCCCUAACUUGAAAUUCUGUAAUUCGAAAUCCAGUAACUCGAGUCAAAUGAUAAAAUUGCUACCAAGACCUGAUGUUACCAAGACCUGAUGUUACCAUGACCUGAUGUUACCAUGACCUGAUGACCUCUUAACCUGUAUCUGUGUGUAUUUUUGGAUCAUUCAAUAACCUUCAGAUGAAUUAUAUGACACUGAGGGAUGUUUGUCUAUUGUAAAAGGAAUGUGAUUUUUGCUUAACUAUUUGGAACAGAUAUUGUAUUACUAGGAAAGGUUUUCUUCUUAGGAUUUAUAAUUUAUGUUUCACUGGUGGAAGAUUGUUUGUUUGUUUGAAGUAAAUGGAUUCGAAUUAGGUGUUGGGUAAUAAAGGAUUCACAAAGA
Homarus americanus (American lobster) is the source of this 1573-nucleotide messenger RNA. RefSeq names its product protein D2-like. The transcript has 6 exons. The record is from RefSeq and is a predicted model, not a curated record. Bases 30 to 713 code for a protein of 227 amino acids. NCBI's taxonomy places the organism in Eukaryota, Metazoa, Arthropoda, Malacostraca, Decapoda, Nephropidae.